AUGGCUCCCAGAAUGCCGUUGCAGGCGUUCCUCGCCGCCGCCCGCAACGCCCUGACCGCGCCGCCCGCCCAGCGCCAGAAGCCCCUGACCUUUGUCGUGGGUAACGAGUCUGCAGACCUCGACUCGCUCUGCUCCGCCAUCGUCUACGCCUUCCUCCGCACCCACGCGCCCCCGCACACGCUGCACAUCCCGCUGGCCAACCUCCCCCGCGCGGAUCUCGCCCUGCGGCCCGAGAUGACGGCCGUGCUGCAGCACGCCGGCCUGCGCCCGGCGGACCUGCUCACCCUGUCGGACCUGCCGGACCUCGAGCCCCACGAGACCAGCUGGCUGCUCGUCGACCACAACGCGCUCACGGGGCCCCUGGGCAGGUACGCCGGCCGCGUCGCCGGCUGCGUGGACCACCACGUCGACGAGGGCGCCCUGCCCGCCGGCGCGGCCCCGCGCGUCAUCGAGCCGUGCGGCAGCUGCAUGAGCCUCGUCGUCAGCGAGUGCCGGCAGACGUGGGCGGAUGUCUUCCCGCGCGACGACGACGAUGCCGAUGCCGACGCCGACGCCGACGCCGACGCCGACGCCGAUGCCCCUGGCCAGCAGGACGGCCUCGCCAAGCUGGGCCUCGCGCCCGUCCUCGCCGACACCACAAACCUCACCAGCCGGGACAAGGUCCGGCCCAAGGACCGCCAGGCCGCGGCGUUUCUGUGCGCGCGUAUCCGCCAGCCGGGCUUCGACCCCGCCGCCUUCUACGCCUGCAUCAACGCCGUCAAGGAGGACCUGUCCGGCCUGUGCUGCCGCGACAUCCUCCGCAAGGACUACAAGGAGUGGCGCGAGGGCGACUGCCUGCUCGGCGUGAGCUGCGCCGUCCAAGGCCUCGACUACCUGCUCGGCAAGGCCCGCUCUGCCGCCGCCUUUCUGCACCACCUGUCUUGCUGGGCCGAGGAGAGGCGGCUGGACGUGGCGGCCGUCAUGACGACUUCGAAUCCGGGGGGGGAGUUCCAGAGGCAGCUUCUGGUCUGGGGCGUGACCGACGCGGGCCGGGAGGCGGUGCGGACGUUCAAGGCCACGGCUGCGCAUCAGCUGCAGCUGAGGACGUGGCAGGACGGCGUGCUGGACCAUGGGGACGCGCGGUUUGCCUGGCGCCAGUACGAGCUGGCUGCCUCGCGGAAGCAGGUCGCCCCGUUGCUCAGGGAGGCGUUGAAGUCGUGCUGCUGA
This is a messenger RNA of Ustilaginoidea virens, 1206 nucleotides long. RefSeq lists its product as uncharacterized. Gene Ontology annotation, molecular function: exopolyphosphatase activity. Gene Ontology annotation, cellular component: cytoplasm. The transcript is spliced from 2 exons. The coding region runs from base 1 to 1206 and encodes 401 amino acids. Lineage: Eukaryota; Fungi; Ascomycota; Sordariomycetes; Hypocreales; Clavicipitaceae. The record is from RefSeq and is a predicted model, not a curated record.